Messenger RNA from Neltuma alba, 1077 nucleotides. Its product is annotated as pectinesterase QRT1-like. Gene Ontology annotation, biological process: cell wall modification; pectin catabolic process. The record is from RefSeq and is a predicted model, not a curated record. The transcript is spliced from 5 exons. The coding region runs from base 1 to 1077 and encodes 358 amino acids. Lineage: Eukaryota; Viridiplantae; Streptophyta; Magnoliopsida; Fabales; Fabaceae. Gene Ontology annotation, molecular function: pectinesterase activity.
AUGGGUUUAUCUAAAGUUUCAGUUGUGGUUUUCUGGGUUUGUGUUCAGUUGAUGAAUAAUUUGGCAGAAGGUCUCUCGUCCUGCCACCAAAACCAUGUCAGUAACUACAUUAGCUGGAAGGAUUUGUGGGUGGAUGAGCAGAGGUUGACCCGGGACCCCAUUGACGAUUCCCGGGUUAUUGUCGUUGACCAGCAUGGCAGAGGACAUUCUAGGACUGUACAAGGAGCUGUCGAUAUGGUUCCUGAUAACAACUCAGAAAGAAUCAAAAUUUACAUAUACCCUGGAAUUUACAGAGAGAGAGUGUAUGUGCCGAGAGCCAAGGGGUGUGUGUCAAUGAUAGGAGGACGAAAUGAAACAGCGGGUGCAGUGAUUACGUGGAACAGUAAAUCAUCGGACAGAGGCUUUGAUGGACAAGAACUGGGGACCUAUGCUUCUUCAACUGUGACUGUAGAAUCUGACUAUUUCUGUGCAACCAGGCUCACUUUUGAGAACUCGGCAGUGGCGGUGAAUGGAGGAAAUGGAAUGCAAGGAGUGGCACUAAGGGUGGACAGUGAAAGGGCCGUGUUUUAUAGGGUGAGGAUCAAAGGGGAACAAGACACUCUGUUGGACAACACAGGCACUCAUUAUUUCUAUCAUUGUCAUAUCCAAGGCAAAAUUGAUUUCAUAUUUGGCCAUGCAAAAUCACUCUACCAGAAUUGUCAUCUUCAUUCAAUAGCAGAGACGUAUGGAGCUAUAGCAGCACAUCACAGGGAUACAGAAAAUGAAGACACAGGCUUCUCCUUUGUAAAUUGCUCCAUCACAGGCACUGGCAGUGUCUAUCUUGGCAGGGCCUGGGGUGAUUACUCCAGAAUCAUCUACUCUUUCUGCUAUAUGGAUGAUAUCAUCAUCCCAGAAGGCUGGACUGACUGGAACCAUCCAGACAGACAGAUGACUGCUGUGUUUGGGGAGUACCAGUGUGAGGGAGACGGAGCAGAUAGGAGAGGAAGGGUAGAAUGGUCAAAAUGUUUGAGCUAUGAAGAAGCAAGGCCUUUUCUGGAUAAGAGUUUCAUAAAUGGGGACCAGUGGCUUAGGCUAUAG